This is a messenger RNA of Staurois parvus, 849 nucleotides long. The record is from the annotation of a GenBank genome assembly. Lineage: Eukaryota; Metazoa; Chordata; Amphibia; Anura; Ranidae.
AUGCCUGCUGACAGCAUGGAGAAGCCCACCGCCUCCCCUAUUGCGGGGGCACCGGCCAACUCUGCUCAGACCCCCGAUAAACCCAAGAGUGCCAGUGAGCACAGAAAGUCCUCCAAACCUAUCAUGGAGAAGCGCAGGAGAGCUCGCAUCAACGAGAGCCUGGGACAGCUCAAGACACUCAUUCUGGAUGCCCUAAAGAAAGAUAGUUCCAGACACUCCAAGCUGGAGAAGGCUGAUAUCCUGGAAAUGACAGUCAAGCACCUGCGGAACUUACAACGAGUCCAGAUGACAGCUGCACUAACAGCUGAUCCAUCAGUGCUUGGCAAAUACAGAGCAGGAUUCAAUGAGUGCAUGAACGAGGUGACCCGAUUCCUCUCCACCUGUGAAGGGGUCAACACAGAAGUCAGAACCCGGCUACUUGGUCAUCUCUCUGGUUGCCUAGGCCAGAUCGUGGCAAUGAAUUACCAGCAGCCUCCUUCCAACCAGCCUCUGCAUGUCCAGCUGCCCUCGACACCAGUAUCCAAUGCUCCAGUGCCCAUGUCUUGCAAGAUGACCUCAGCCGAAGCCGUGUCUCCCAAGGUUUUCCAGGGAGGCUUCCAGCUGGUACCAGCCACUGAUGGACAAUUCGCUUUCCUCAUCCCCAACCCUGCCUAUUCCUCCAGCCCAGGACCAGUGAUUCCCCUCUAUGGCAAUGGAAAUGUCACCUCCAGCGGGGCACCACAGGCACAAUCCCCAGUCCAAGGACUCACCACCUUCUCUCACAAGAUGCCACACAUGCCCCGAACGGUGAGCCCUCUAGGUGGCAGCAAUGGACCUGACAGCACCGAGUCCGUAUGGAGACCUUGGUGA